AUGGCCGAGGGCGAGGGCGCUGGCGGAGUCCAGGGCGACCUGGAAAAGGAACUGACGUGCUCGAUCUGUACCGACGUGCUCUACCAGCCGCUCACACUGCUCGACUGCCUGCACACCUUCUGCGGCGCCUGUCUGAAGGAGUGGUUCGCCUUCCAAGCCUCGACCGCCACGUCGAUACACCCGUACACCUGCCCCUCGUGCCGGGCCUCUGUGCGCACCACACAGCCCAAUGCCACCGUCACCACGCUGCUCGACAUCUUCCUCAAGGCGAACCCCCAGAGCGGCAAAAGCGCCCAAGAGAAGCAGGCGGACCGCGACAGAUACCGGCCAGGCGACAAUGUGCUACCCAAGCUCAGGCGCCGGGAUGAGCGCGAUGACACCCAUCAGCGCAUGCUCGAGGCAGCUCAGCAGCCGAGUCUGAGGGACGCGGGCAUCGCAAGCAGCAGGAGGGCCAGCCGGGAGCCUCCAAGAGAGCGCACAACAAGGGAGCGAAGCCGCAACGGGAGCCGCGAAUCCCGCAGGGCGCGCGAUCAAAGGCGGUCUGCCAGCCAAAAUCCGCCCGGCGCAUCCCCGUCCAGGGCCGUCAUACCGCCCCGCGCUAUCGAGCACCAGUCCAGCCUGCGCUCUCUGCUGAGCGCCUCCGACCUCGACGCAGAAGACGUCGACGAAGAUCUCGUGCGCCAGGUGCUGGAGGAGCUGGUGUCCGAGGGCGUCGACCUGAACCAGAUUGGCACUGCGCAGGAAGAGGAGAUCACCGAGAGGAUAGCCGAGGCUGUGCGACGGCGGCAGGCAGAACGACAUGCUGAAAGACAGCGCGAGAGGAGGGAGAGAAGGGAGCGUCUGGCAAGAGAGGGCUUGACGAGCUCCUCGUCUGCGUCGCUGCUGCCACAAGCCAUGCGCAGCCCGCUUACGCGCGACGAGGAAGCUGCGCGCAGGAGAAGGCAUGGACGUUCCGAGAGUGGCGCAUCGACGCCCCAGACGGCAGUAGGACCCCCCAUAUCCAGACCUGCUCUCAUCGACGCCGCAAAUCGAGGCGGGCGGGCACCGCGCCAGCGAUCGUCAAGCCAGGGCAGCUCUCGAUCCGCCACGAGGGUAGAGCGCCCUGCACCUGGCUCGGCUCCUGCAAAUCCGGCGACCGGCGACCGUCAUUCAUCAUCGGAACUCGCUCGUCCAAGGCCACGUCGACAGUCCGAAAAUCAGCAGAGAAAUAGGCUCGACGUUCGAGAGCAGUUCCGCAUCAGUCUCCACGCCAGCAACAACAAUAACAACAAUGAGACAGUGUCAAGUCCUAGCUCGCCCCAGAGCCUCGGCUUCGAUCUGCCCAACAGCGGCAGUCCAACGACUUCUCUAGCUACAGUUGGCACUCCAGCUGUGCCCUUGUCUUCCUCUACUCCUGCCGUCACGCCUUUCCAGCCUCCUUCGGCUCGCCGUACUACCGACCCUACCACAGCCGAACUGCCACGCUCUUCUCACAGUACUACUCCCCCCUCGCUAUCGCCUCCUGCUUUCCCUCGCUCCACCCCCGAUCCGACCGUGAGCGAGACUCGAUCGAGACAAGCUUCAAGCUCAUCACUAGGUACUCCUGCCCUAUAUACAGAGCCCCAUGUGGCAUGCCAACGCUGUGGUAAAAACGACAUACAGUACGAGCUUCACUACAAUUGUCGACGCUGCGAUGGUGGCGAGUACAACAUGUGUCUUCGCUGCUAUCGUCUUGGCAGAGGAUGCAAGCAUUGGUACGGCUUUGGUUGGACUGCUUGGCCCCGGUAUGAGCGCGAAGCACCAGAGGGUGGUUAUCCGCCCUAUCACGAGCAUCCCCAUAUCCUGGUCGGGCACCGAUAUCGCAGACCCAUGACGCCCUUGACGGAAUCCACGACACCACCACAUGUGCUCAUGAGCGAGGAUGACCCCAAGCAGAGGGUAGAAAUUGGCGUCUUCUGCGAUAUGUGCAAGGCAUACGCCAACGCCUGCUACUGGAAAUGUGACUAUUGCAACGACGGCGACUGGGGCUAUUGUAAUGAUUGCGUUAACCAGGGGCAUCACUGUACGCAUCCUCUUGUUCCCGUUGCCCGCAAGACAAGAGACUCGCAGUCUGUUACUGACACAGUUCCCUCCGCGCCCUCUACGCCACGUCAGGAUGGACAUCUUGCUCCCCCAGACCUCGACGCAACACCCACAACCCCUCCGUUGACACCGAAAUCCGCGUCUCUUAUGCGAGGGCCAGGGUACUUUACCAUUGCGAAUUUCAUCUUCCGCCCUCUCACCUUUACAACCUUGUGUAACAUAUGCAGUUACCCUAUUCCACCAUCAAACACACGCUAUCACUGCCUCAAGUGUAACACUGGCGACUACGACAUUUGCAUGAGCUGCUACCACAAACUCGUCAUCAGCGGUCGCAUCACCAAAGAAGACGGCGUAAACGGAUGGCGCAAGUGCCUCCGCAGCCAUCGCAUGUACAUUGUAGGAUUCGAAGACCGUGACGGCGCACAACGGCGCAUGGUUGUCCGCGAUCUAGUAGGCGGCUACGCACUGAAAGAAGAAGACGAAAUGGCCAGAGUACAGCGGUACCCACCAGAUGGCGGUAUAGGCUUGAGAUUACUGGCUAGAUGGGGCUAUCUGCCGGAUGAAGGAGUAGAAGAUGAAUUAUCCUUUCCUAGAGGAGCAGAGAUAAGGGAAGCAGCUGAUAUCAAUGGAGACUGGUAUUGGGGUGUUUACUGUGGUGUUGGAAAACUGUUUCCUGCAAACCAUGUCACAUCUGUCUAA
Messenger RNA from Alternaria incomplexa, 2760 nucleotides. RefSeq lists its product as uncharacterized. The transcript has 2 exons. The record is from RefSeq and is a predicted model, not a curated record. NCBI's taxonomy places the organism in Eukaryota, Fungi, Ascomycota, Dothideomycetes, Pleosporales, Pleosporaceae. Gene Ontology annotation, cellular component: nucleus. The coding region runs from base 1 to 2760 and encodes 919 amino acids. Gene Ontology annotation, molecular function: protein binding; ubiquitin-protein transferase activity; zinc ion binding. Gene Ontology annotation, biological process: protein ubiquitination; ubiquitin-dependent protein catabolic process; mitotic cell cycle checkpoint signaling.